UCUUCCUACGACGCAACCAUAGAGGCCCUUCGGUGAAGCGAUGUUGGAGUGAAAAAUCGUGAAAUGUUGGUUUUUACUCGAUUUGACGAUUUUUUUAUUUGGGAAAUCAGAGUUCUGGCAGUUUGUAGACACCAAAUUGUAAUAUUUUCGACAAAAAUGAGAUCAUUUACAAGAAUUUAACUUGUUCGCCACCGGCGUAGAGCUGGCCCGGACUGGGCGAUUCGAGGAUCGGCAGCAGCGAUUUGUAGGCCCUGUUUAUGGCAACAAAUCGAGUCGAUCCUCGGGAAACUGUACUCAAAUCGAUAGAUUAGAUGUUCUGCUACUAGAUUCAGCAUAGUUUGACCACCUAAAAGUGUGGUAAACCCAUCAUAUUUGCAAUUUCAUCGAGACCAUCAAUUGAAAAGUUAACUUUUUCAGAGUUAGUCUCCAUUUUCGAGUGCUUUAGAAAUUGCCAAUAGCGGCAUGUUAUACAUUUUCAGAAAGCUGAACAUCUUGGGCUUUGGAAUUGCAAUAAACAUUAAGAGACACGGUAGUGAAAUAACGCAACAGGAGAGGAAAUAGCAAAAGGUAAUUUAAAAAUUGUCAUAGAGCGACGCCAUGACAGUGAACGUUACACGAGUGGUAGUUUCCCGUCGGGUUCCACAAUUCGAUGGACCUGAUGCCGAGCAGUGUUGGUGUUACCUACAGAAACGUCAUUACAGUGUGUGUGAAAGCGCAGACCCAAACAAACUCGUUCAAUCGAAAACAAAGCAAAGCAAGCAUCGAAAGAGCAGCAAUGGCAGAUACAGCGAUGGCAGUCCCCGCAGCAGCAGCAGCCCCAGCCGCCGUGGCCAAGACCCCGAAGAAGGCCAAAGCCGCCGCAGGACCGAAGAAGCCGAAGAAGCCCGCGACGCAUCCUCCGGUAAACGCGAUGAUUGUGGCCGCCCUGAAGGCGCUGAAGGAGCGCAACGGCUCGUCCCUGCAGGCCAUCAAGAAGUACAUGGCAGCCAACUACAAGGUCGACGUGGCCAAGCUCGGACCAUUCAUCAAGAAGGCGCUGAAGACGGGCGUGACGGGUGGCAAGCUGGUGCAGACGAAGGGAGUAGGAGCGUCCGGAUCGUUCAAACUGUCGGCCGAGGCGAAGAAGCCAGUGGUGGAGAAGAAGAAGAAGGCCGCAGUGCAGAAGAAAAAGUCGGCCGCUGCUGGAGACAAAAAGAAGAAUCCAGCGACGAAGAAGGCGGCUGGUGAGAAAAAGAAGAAGGUAGCGAAGAAGGCCGAGGGAGGAGCCGCUGCCAAGAAGCCGAAAGCAGCGACUGCAGCCAAGAAGCCGAAGCCAGCCGCCGCCAAAGCUGGGGGAGCGAAGAAGGUCGUGAAGAAGGCAGCGACAGCAGCACCGAAGCAGAAGGCGACCAAGCCCUCGAAGAAGACGGGAGCGCCCAAGCCAAAGACUCCCAAACCGAAGAAGGCCGCCGCACCUGCCAAGAAGGCCGCGGCACCUAAGAAGGCCACUGCUGCGAAGAAGUAAGCUGAGUUGGAUCAUCAAAGGGCACGAGGCGGAUUGCCCUGGCCAUUUCGUAAAACAGUCCUUGUCAGGACUAGAAAAUGUAUUUUUAAGGAUUAUUACCGUGACCAUCGUCUGCUAAGAUGAAGUUUGCUUGCUCGAAGUGAACCAUUCCUUGAUCUCGACUCCAAUGAAGUUGAUAUGUUUGUUUUAAACAUUUUGAAAGCGCACAUCGCUCGGAACCGACCGACGUGCCAAGUGUACAUAUAUGAAUGAUAUGUUAUGUAAACAUAAAAUAUGGUUGAAUUAGUGUGUAUAAUAAAAUCUAAACCUUCCUAAAACUGACAA
This is a messenger RNA of Anopheles gambiae (African malaria mosquito), 1828 nucleotides long. Its product is annotated as histone H1. Gene Ontology annotation, cellular component: nucleus; nucleosome. The transcript has a single exon. The record is from RefSeq and is a predicted model, not a curated record. Gene Ontology annotation, molecular function: nucleosomal DNA binding; structural constituent of chromatin; double-stranded DNA binding. The coding region runs from base 650 to 1504 and encodes 284 amino acids. Gene Ontology annotation, biological process: negative regulation of DNA recombination; chromosome condensation; nucleosome assembly. NCBI's taxonomy places the organism in Eukaryota, Metazoa, Arthropoda, Insecta, Diptera, Culicidae.